Messenger RNA from Solea senegalensis (Senegalese sole), 4031 nucleotides. It is a transcript of the gene htr2b, whose product is annotated as 5-hydroxytryptamine (serotonin) receptor 2B, G protein-coupled. Lineage: Eukaryota; Metazoa; Chordata; Actinopteri; Pleuronectiformes; Soleidae. Gene Ontology annotation, biological process: smooth muscle contraction; chemical synaptic transmission; regulation of behavior. Bases 790 to 2211 code for a protein of 473 amino acids. The transcript has 4 exons. Gene Ontology annotation, cellular component: plasma membrane; dendrite. Gene Ontology annotation, molecular function: G protein-coupled serotonin receptor activity; neurotransmitter receptor activity. The record is from RefSeq and is a predicted model, not a curated record.
UAUGAGAGAGGGGACAAGACGGGAGUGAGUGUGAGCAGAUCACAGCCUGUGAACAAGAGGCAACGGCUGAAAAGGAGAGAAAGGCAGACGAGCCACAACAUCUGAAAGUUUUAAACCUGUGAUCGCGGUCGGUGAUGCAAAGCAAGACUGGGGGGUUCUUCCAACAUGUGGAAGCAAAACAAAUUCCACAUCAUGGACUGCUUCAGACAAAGACAGAUUUAGGUUGUAUUGCUGAAGCAGGGCAUUCUCUGUCACAUUCGAAUUUGAUGGAAAUACAAAUACGAGAUAGAGAAUGUUGAAAAAGACACGCAACUGGGUGGUAAGCUAAGAUUGAAAUGCAUUGAGUUUUAAGCUGGACAUCAGCACAGUGUUGCUUCAGUGUUACCAAAGGCUUGUUGUGGAACAGAUUUAAAACAUCAAAAAGGAACCUUCGGGAGCAGAUGCAUUUGUUUUUUAAAGAGGAAGCACUGAAUGGCAGUGUCGACAGCCUGAAAAGUGACCUCUGGUAACAUUUAUCGGUGGAAAUAUUAACCAUGUUGGAUUACUGUUGGCACUGGAGUUCAUAGCAUUGGACCUGUUCCAAGUGGAUCCUAAACUGAUUCGCUGCUAUUCCUUUUAAUUUUGUACACUGCAUGAAGGAUGACACAUCCUGCUCACUGAUCCAGAGCUGUCCCACACUACCCUUUGCCCUUGCCUGAAGGACCCAGUGACCAUGCUGGCCGAGUGUCUAACACCAGAAGGAUCAGAGCCCCAACAUACGCUCAGGCUGGCUGUAACCUCUGCAGCACCAUGUCUCAGGCAGUCUUGGAGCCAUUUGAGACAAACAACACAUGGCCAAGAGAAGAAUCUGAGGUUCAGUUGAAAUGGGCUGCCUUGCUAAUUGUCAUGGUCAUCAUCCCCACGAUUGGUGGCAACAUCUUGGUCAUUCUUGCUGUGUCCCUUGAGAGGAAGCUGCAGAAUGCCACCAACUAUUUCCUGAUGUCACUUGCUGUUGCUGAUCUGCUAGUGGGUCUCCUCGUAAUGCCCAUUGCCUUUGUCACUGUCCUUUACAACUCUGGCUGGCCUCUACCGGAAUUCCUGUGCCCCAUUUGGCUCUUCCUUGAUGUGCUGUUUUCUACUGCGUCCAUCAUGCACCUAUGCGCCAUUUCACUGGAUCGCUACAUAGCAAUCAAGAAGCCAAUCCAGCACAGCCAGUACAAAUCCAGAGCCAAAGCGAUGGUGAAGAUAGCACUGGUGUGGCUCAUAUCCAUUUGUAUUGCAAUCCCGAUUCCAAUUAAGGGGCUUAAGAACUACCAUCUUCCCAACAACAUCACCUUCAACAGUAACCACACCUGCCUGCUGAAAACCGACACCUUUAGGGAGUUCAUCAUGUUUGGCUCUUUGGCAGCAUUCUUCAUCCCUUUGACCAUUAUGAUGGUCAUCUACCUGCUUACUGUCCAGGUUCUGCGCAAAAAGGUUUAUUUGCUCAGGUCAAAGGUGACUCAGCGCUUGAGCCAACCAACUGUCCUCACAGUUUUUCAAAAGGAACAGGUUGCGACUUCAACUCAGGUUGAGCAACUGAACACACUAGAUAGCAGAUUCCCCAGGAUGCAAGAAAAAUCCGAUGCAGCCACAGCAAACUUUCCUACAGAAGGUGAAAUUAGCUUUCGCCGAAUGUCAACAAUGGGAAAAAAGUCAAUGCAGAAUCUGAGCAAUGAGCAGCGUGCCUCGAAGGUGCUAGGCAUUGUCUUCCUUCUGUUUGUUGUAAUGUGGUGUCCCUUCUUCAUUACUAAUGUCACCUCUGUGCUAUGCACUAGCUGUGAUGUUGACGUAAUUGGCCGCCUAAUGGAAAUAUUUGUUUGGGUAGGAUAUGUGUCAUCCGGUAUCAACCCAUUGGUCUACACUUUAUUUAACAAAACUUUCAGGGAGGCAUUCACACGUUACAUCACUUGUAAUUACAAAAGCUCUACUAGUCGUGGGCCAGGAAUGCACCCAAGGGCCUCAAUUACAGAACGGACCCUCACAAGGAUAUCAUUCAAGUCUUCCAUGGCAGAAAACUCUAAACUAUUCAUGAAGCGGGGGAUGAAGAAUGGAAUUGGAACAGUGAACUAUCAAAGUCCAAUAAGAUGCAGACAAGGCCCUGUACAAUCAUCCAGUGGUGUUUUGUUGGAUACAAUGCUUUUGACUGAAAAUGAAGGUGGCAAAGUAGAGGAGCAUGUUAGCUGUGUGUAGAGUGGUUUGGAAAAUGUGAAAAUAAAAAAAAAAGUAGCACUUGAAAUGGAUCAAAUUUGUAACUACAUUUAAAUGACAAUAUGCACCAAGCACCAAAACUCAAAAUUGGAGGCUGCUGCUGUUCAACUUGAGCAACAAAUCAUCCGAGGCCAGAAGUGCACUCUCUCCAUACGGCAACAAAAUCUAAUCUGUUGGAUGUUUGCUGAUAUUUGUUUAUGUUAGUAUGUUUUCUUAUAACAAAAGCUAAACAGUGAAACCCUCUGAGGUAUAUACGAAGACUUUAACACUAUGAGUCAAAGACAGCAAGAAAACUGAUUGAACACACAAGCAGAGGAAAUACAUAAAAUUAGUUAAGACCACUAGACAGAAAAAUGUGAGGAAUGAAGACACACUAUGACAAGCUGGAAGUACUUAUCUAUACAGUAAAUACAGUGAUUUACUAUAUACCCCCUGCAACAGACACAUGCAUAUAAUGCAUUGCACUCUUUAAGUAUUAAAGUAUUUGCUGGACUUUAAGUGCUCGUUUGCUCGUUUCAGCCAGAUGUUUUGACAUGUUAACAAGUUUCCAAAUAAAAGACUGUAUAAAAAGAAAGUACAAAGAACAAAAUAAAUGGAAACCUUUUUUUGUUUUUAAAUAAAAUAUUGCUGUCUUGCUGAAACGGAAAGAAAACUGUUCUGUCAACCACUGUUGACAACAAUAGGACACAUGUCAUGGAAUAUCUGAAAUUGCUGGUGUUUUUAAAGGGACUCUAUGUAUCUGAAUAUUUGUGUGUAAAUCUAAAACCCUUUUGGUGAAUGGACAAGAAAUAAAUUUGCAUAUCAAAGGCAAAUUCUAGAAUUCCUUUAUGUUAAUGAUAAAAUAAUACCUGAUCUGAACAUACUUUAAGCAAGAACACUACAGUCAUCAAAACUAAAGGGAUACUUUGCAAUAUUGAGGUAAGGUGAAUAUAGAGUUAAGGCUGCAUACUAUAAUCAUAUGUAUGACCCAAAUAUCACCCCUCCAAGCAUGUUGGGGAACCUAGACAACAGGCCCCCAUUCCAGCCGGUUUGUUUAUCUGGGAUGCAAGUACAAAAAUGGCUUAGUAUAGGCUAAUUCUUUUUUGAAGGUGAUUACAUAAAACAUUUAAGAAUGUUAUAUUCCACUGACCAUAUACCACCUGAGAUCCUACAUACUGGACCUUUAAACAGCUUAAAUUCAACCAAGUCAAUGAAAGAAACAUCUCAAUAAUGUGUUUGGCCAAGCCUAUCUGAAAAAAAGAAGCAGGAACUAUCAAUUAAGUAAGAAACACUCAUCUAUUAUGCAUCUUAAAAGUGGAUGUGUGGAUUUAAUUUAAUGAACUGCUCUGGUUCAGUUUUUGUAAACAACAAACAGUUACACUACAGUAUAUCCAACGGCCAAUCGAUCACACAGAAUAUCACAUAGCCUUUUUAGGACUUAAAAAAUGUGCACCAAGAUAUUUGUGCACUGGUCGGCUUCUCUGUUAAACGUUGCUCUGGUGUCUGAUGCUAAAUCCCUCUAAACAGUCAGGGAAAAAUAUGUCUGUGUGUGAGAAAAUGACAAGAAUGUUUAGCCCAUCUCUAAUGCAGGAUAUGUUCCAUGAAAACCACAAAGUCACUGCCUGUUCUAGUCAAUAAUGAAUUGGCUUUGUUCUAUUGCAUCAUGUUAAUGUAUAUCUGACUAGCACUGCCAAAUUAAUAUUAAAGGUUGAUUCGGGGCACCAGAAAUCCGAACAAGAAGAAAUUAAGUGCCAGUACGUUAGAGGGCUGUAAUGUAAUUAUAGAAAAUAGAAUGAGAACAAAUUAAUUAUACUUGUAUUAAA